AUGCCGGCCUAUUUCCAGAGGCCGGAAAAUGCCCUCAAACGCGCCAACGAAUUUCUUGAGGUUGGAAAAAAGCAGCCUGCUUUGGAUGUUCUUUAUGAUGUUAUGAAAAGUAAGAAACACAGAACAUGGCAAAAGAUACACGAGCCAAUUAUGUUGAAAUACUUGGAACUUUGUGUGGAUCUUCGCAAGAGCCAUUUGGCUAAAGAGGGAUUAUACCAGUAUAAGAACAUUUGUCAACAGGUGAACAUCAAAUCUCUAGAGGAUGUUGUUAGGGCAUAUUUGAAAUUGGCAGAGGAAAAAACUGAAGCUGCUAAAGAAGAAUCUCAGCAAAUGGUCCUAGACAUAGAAGAUCUGGAUAAUAUUCAAACUCCUGAGAGUGUUCUCCUAAGUGCUGUAAGUGGUGAAGACACUCAGGAUCGUACUGACAGACUACUUUUAACUCCAUGGGUUAAAUUCCUUUGGGAAUCAUAUAGACAGUGUUUGGACCUUCUUCGAAAUAAUUCUAGAGUAGAGCGUCUCUACCAUGAUAUUGCCCAACAAGCUUUCAAAUUCUGCCUCCAAUACACCCGUAAGGCUGAAUUCCGUAAGCUUUGUGACAAUUUGAGAAUGCACUUGUCACAGAUUCAACGCCACCAUAACCAAAGUACAGCAAUCAAUCUUAAUAAUCCAGAAAGCCAGUCCAUGCAUUUGGAGACCAGGCUUGUUCAAUUGGACAGUGCUAUCAGCAUGGAAUUGUGGCAGGAAGCGUUCAAAGCUGUGGAAGAUAUUCAUGGACUGUUUACCUUGUCUAAAAAACCACCUAAACCUCAGUUGAUGGCAAAUUACUAUAACAAAGUCUCGACUGUGUUUUGGAAAUCUGGAAAUGCUCUUUUUCAUGCAUCUACACUCCAUCGUCUUUACCAUCUAUCCAGAGAAAUGAGAAAGAAUCUUACACAGGAAGAGAUGCAAAGAAUGUCUACUAGAGUCCUUUUGGCCACUCUUUCCAUCCCUAUUACCCCUGAGCGUACUGAUAUUGCUCGACUUCUGGAUAUGGAUGGCAUUAUAGUCGAAAAACAACGUCGCCUUGCAACGCUGCUAGGUCUUCAAGCCCCACCAACACGAAUUGGCCUUAUUAACGAUAUGGUCAGAUUCAAUGUAUUGCAGUAUGUUGUUCCUGAAGUGAAAGACCUUUACAAUUGGCUGGAAGUAGAAUUUAACCCGCUAAAACUCUGCGAGAGAGUUACAAAGGUUCUAAAUUGGGUUAGGGAACAACCUGAAAAGGAACCAGAGUUGCAACAGUAUGUCCCACAGCUGCAAAACAACACCAUACUUCGUCUUCUGCAGCAGGUGGCACAGAUUUAUCAGAGCAUUGAGUUUUCUCGUUUGACUUCUCUGGUUCCUUUUGUUGAUGCUUUCCAACUGGAACGGGCUAUAGUAGAUGCUGCCAGGCACUGUGAUCUGCAGGUUCGUAUUGACCACACUUCUCGGACCCUUAGUUUUGGAUCUGAUUUGAAUUACGCUACUCGAGAAGAUGCUCCAAUUGGUCCUCAUUUGCAAAGCAUGCCUUCAGAACAGAUCAGAAAUCAGUUGACAGCGAUGUCUUCAGUACUUGCAAAGGCACUUGAAGUCAUUAAGCCAGCUCAUAUUUUGCAAGAGAAAGAAGAACAGCAUCAGUUGGCUGUUACUGCAUACCUUAAAAACUCCCGAAAAGAGCAUCAGCGUAUCCUGGCUCGCCGUCAGACAAUUGAGGAAAGGAAAGAGCGCCUUGAGAGUCUCAAUAUUCAGCGUGAGAAGGAAGAAUUGGAGCAGAGGGAAGCUGAACUUCAGAAAGUAAGGAAAGCUGAAGAAGAGAGGUUGCGACAGGAGGCAAAGGAGAGAGAGAAGGAGCGCAUCUUACAGGAACAUGAACAAAUCAAAAAGAAAACUGUCCGUGAGCGUUUGGAGCAGAUCAAGAAAACGGAACUGGGUGCCAAAGCGUUCAAAGACAUUGAUAUUGAAGAUCUGGAAGAAUUGGAUCCGGACUUUAUCAUGGCUAAACAGGUUGAACAACUGGAGAAAGAAAAGAAGGAACUUCAGGAACGCCUGAAGAAUCAAGAAAAGAAGAUUGAUUAUUUUGAACGAGCUAAACGCUUGGAGGAAAUCCCUUUGAUAAAGAGCGCAUAUGAAGAACAGAGGAUUAAAGACAUGGAUCUGUGGGAACAGCAAGAAGAAGAAAGAAUUACUACCAUGCAACUAGAACGUGAAAAGGCUCUCGAACAUAAGAAUCGAAUGUCACGAAUGCUUGAAGACAGAGAUUUAUUUGUAAUGCGACUCAAGGCCGCACGACAGUCUGUUUAUGAGGAAAAACUUAAACAAUUUGAGGAGAGAUUAGCAGAAGAAAGGCAUAAUCGGUUGGAAGAGCGCAAAAGGCAGCGUAAAGAAGAACGCAGAAUAACCUACCAUAGAGAAAAAGAAGAGGAGGAGCAGAGGAGGGCAGAAGAACAGAUGCUGAAAGAGCGUGAAGAGAGAGAGCGUGCUGAACGGGCAAAACGUGAGGAAGAGCUACGAGAAUAUCAGGAGCGGGUCAAGAAAUUAGAAGAAGUGGAAAGGAAAAAACGCCAAAGAGAGCUGGAAAUUGAAGAAAGGGAACGACGUAGAGAGGAAGAGAGAAGACUUGGUGACGAUCCACUUUCUAGAAAGGACUCUCGUUGGGGAGAUAGAGAUUCAGAAGGCACAUGGAGAAAAGGACCUGAAGUAGAUUCCGAGUGGAGAAGAGGCCCACCAGAGAAGGAGUGGAGACGUGGAGAGGGGCGGGAUGAGGAGAGGCCUCAUAGAAGAGAGGAUGAUCGGCCAAGGCGACUGGGGGAUGAGGAAGAGAGAGAGUCUUCUCUCCGAGCAGAUGAUGAUCGCAUUCCCCGGCGUGGCAUGGAUGAGGACAGAGGUCCCAGACGUGGCCUUGAUGAAGACCGGUUCUCUCGCCGGGGGGCAGAUGAUGACCGGCCUUCCUGGCGUAGUGCAGAUGAUGACAGGCCUCCCAGGCGAAUUGGGGAUGAAGACAGGGGAAGCUGGCGUCAUGCGGAUGAUGACAGACCACCUAGACGGGGACUGGAUGAGGACAGAGGAAGCUGGCGAACAGCUGAUGAGGACAGAGGACCAAGACGUGGGAUGGAUGAGGACCGGGGGCCACGGCGAGGAGGUGCAGAUGACGAGCGGUCUUCCUGGCGUAAUGCUGAUGACGAUCGGGGUCCCAGGCGCGGCAUGGAUGAUGACCGGGGCCCAAGGCGUGGGUUGGAUGAUGAUCGAGGACCUUGGAGGAAUGCUGAUGAUGACAGAAUUUCCAGACGUGGUGCAGAUGAUGACCGGGGGCCUUGGAGAAGCACAGAUGAUGAUCGGAUUCCCAGAAGGGGCGAGGACUCAAGGCCUGGUCCCUGGAGACCAUUUGUCAAGCCAGGUGGAUGGAGAGAGAAAGAAAAGGCCAGAGAAGAGAGUUGGGGUCCACCUCGAGAAUCGAGACCAUCAGAAGAACGUGAAUGGGAUAGAGAAAAAGAAAGAGAGCGAGAUAACCAAGAUCGUGAUGAAAAUGACAAGGACCCAGAGAAAGAAAGAGAGCGAGAAAGGGACAGAGAGCGAGAGGGGGAUCGAGAAGACCGCUUCAGACGGCCGAGGGAUGAAGGUGGCUGGAGAAGAGGACCAGCGGAGGAAUCUUCGAGCUGGAGAGAUUCAGCUCGCCGAGAUGAUAGGGAUCGGGAUGACCGUCGUCGGGAGAGAGAUGAUCGCCGUGACCUAAGAGAAAGGCGAGAUGACAGAGACCGAAGAGGACCUCCUCUCAGAUCAGAACGUGAAGAAGUAAGUUCUUGGAGACGUGCUGAUGACAGGAAAGAUGAGCGAGCAGAAGAGCGGGAAGCCCCUCGUCGUGUCCCCCCCCCAGCUCUUUCAAGAGACCGGGAAAGAGACCGAGAAAGGGAGAGAGAAGGUGAAAAAGAGAAGUCCUCUUGGAGAGCUGAGAAAGAUCGGGAGUCUCUUCGUCGUACCAAAAAUGAGACUGAUGAAGAUGGGUGGACCACGGUACGACGUUAAAUCUCAAGAUAAUGGAUUCAGACUCAUGUCUCACAUAGGUUUGAUCCCAUUCAAG
This is a messenger RNA of Puma concolor (puma), 4090 nucleotides long. RefSeq names its product eukaryotic translation initiation factor 3 subunit A (gene EIF3A). Gene Ontology annotation, molecular function: mRNA binding; translation initiation factor activity. Lineage: Eukaryota; Metazoa; Chordata; Mammalia; Carnivora; Felidae. Gene Ontology annotation, biological process: translation reinitiation; formation of cytoplasmic translation initiation complex. The record is from RefSeq and is a predicted model, not a curated record. Gene Ontology annotation, cellular component: eukaryotic translation initiation factor 3 complex, eIF3m; multi-eIF complex; eukaryotic translation initiation factor 3 complex, eIF3e.